GAAGUCUGCAAGUGUUGCAAGCUGUCCAAAUCCACAAUUUAUCUAGUCCACAGGGGGGCUUCAAGCAGACUUUCUGCAGACAGCACCAGACGUCCCUGAUUUAUUAGUCUGAGUGGGCGGAAGUUCGCUGCAGAGAUCAGCCUCUCAUUGGGCGGAACGAGCCACCCGCUGAAGUCCCGCCCUACCACCUCCGGUUGUGUAGCAGUUUUCAACCGUUUUCAACACGUCCUUUACUAACUUUUGCGGUGUUUGAUCUUGCGGGGAUGUAGCCAUUUUUCUGCCAUGGUUCGCGUCCUGUAGGUGAUAUUUUUGUGGGCGUGUUACACCAAAACCUGUUUCCCCCCGGCAAUAUUUUUGCAAGCGCACCGUUGCUGUGGCACCGCCCAGAACGAUUGUGAUUGGUUGAAAGAAGUACAAGCAGCCGGGGUGUUUUUUCCUCCAAUCUCACAGUUAGAGUCGGCCCAGCCAGACCUUUCUUUUCUUGAGAAAGGUCUGGUGAGCGAGACUACUGAUUUAUAUACCCAAAUUUCAUCGCAAUACAGACAUGAUGAUGCAGUUUUUUGCCUGCAGACUGAAGAAGUAGUACAGUUAAUGCUUUGAUUAAUUAACUCCAUCAUAAUAUGAAUGGAUUUUAGCAUGUAACUACAGAUUAUUGAUGGACAUUUUGCAGUCCAAGUGCGUCUGGCAUUCCAAUAUGAUGCAUUAUGUAUUAUCCGUCCAUAAAGGAAUGCAUUAAUCAAAGAAGUUGGAAAAAGUGUCGACCACAUAAAGUGACAGUAUUUGACUGUUGUUAAUGUGACAAGCUGCUUUUUGCUUCAUGAUCACAGACUUGAACCCAUCCUGUUACAUAUUAAUGUGCAGGAGAGUUAAGCUGUGUGAAGGAAUGUGCGCAUCCUUCUGUUGACGCGUCUCUAAGGUUACUGAGAGCAGAGCCGCACACUGGCAGCCUGUAAUUCAGCAUUUGCUCAUUACAGAGCUCAAAGUGACAAUAAAUGGGACUAAAUACAUUUAGACAGAACUCGAGGCGUUUUGUCAAAGCGGUUUAUCCUGUGUGAAAACAUGGAGACGAACGGGAAAGUAACCCCUCACUCGGUGAAGCGGUGGCAGCUCCGCGGGACGGACUGUGAGCCGCAGCGGGUCCGCAGCCUGCGCUCCGAAACCUGCUUCAGCACUUGGACUCCUCUGAACAACAAGACGAGUAACCUGCAGUUGUUUGAGGAGAGGAUGAACCUUGUGCUGCACUGGUUUGACCUGUGGACAGACAGACAGAGGAAGCACCUGCUGCACUCUCUGCUCACACGCUGCACCAAGUCACAGCUCAAGUGCUGCAGGGAUUUGCUGAUUGAGACCGUUCCUGUGACUCAAGUGGACUUCACAUCGGUGCUACCUCGGUUCCUGUCCCUCUAUGUGAUGUCAUUUCUGUCCCCUCGUGACCUCUGUUCUGCCGCCCAGGUCAACUGGCACUGGAGGAUUCUUGCCGAGCAGGACUGUCUCUGGGCUGGCCGCUGCAUCGCUAGAGGCUGGUUCCUCCCCUGCACUCCAGGAGAGAAAGAAUUUGGAGCAUGGAAAAACCACUACGUCUCCUGCGUCUCCACGCUGGACUGGCUCACUCCCCGGGAGGCAGCCGAGCAGUACGGGACCCUAAACCAACAAAGCGCUGGGAUGACCGAGGAGGAGGAGGAGAGGAGGAAGGAGAGGAGGAUCAGGCAGAUGAUCAGAGACAAACUACAGGAGGAGAAGAGACAAUCUCUGAGAAGCAGGAGAGCCUGUGGCGGCUACACAAAGCCAGAAGGUGCCAGAGGUGGAAGUACCCAGACAGGAAGGCCCAGCUCUGGAAUAACAUUCAGCUCUUGGCCCUCUCUCUCCUGGCCUCAGAGGACUGUUGGGUCUUCCAGCCUCUGUCUCAGCCUGGACAGAGGACAGCCCAUGACUGAAGCUCAGAGCUCGGAGAGACUCCAGGCCUCCAGUCUGAGCAGUGAAAGACUGAGCAAAGCCAGUGGAGAGCUGUCUUCCUUCACCAGCAUACCUACACUGCCACGUACAGUGUCACCCAUCUAUCUGACCACUUCUGCCCUCUUACUGCUCAUCUCCAACAGAAUCCCUGCCUAUGAGCUGGUGCUGAGUGGUGUGAAGGCAGGAGUGAUGGUGGUUCUCUACGAUCACAGAGGGACUCUCACAGCUCUCUUAGCCCAGGUAGAGAGGGCUAUUUCCGGGCGGAGAGCUCAGAGGCUGGGUCUGCUGGCUCCGGGAGGAACAGAGGAAAUCCAUCUGCUUCACAGUAGUAGCCUAUCAGAGAGGACUCUACUGGCCCCCAACCACAGAGAAUUCUGGGAAAAACUGUGUGGCUGGAUAGCGCCAUCUGAGGAGGGAGGAGGGAUUGACAUCUUUUCCCCGCUGGCAGCAUCUGCAUCAGGAGUGGCUCUCAUCCAGACUCUCUCUACCCUGACUGGCCUGGAGGUUCAGGCGCCAGUGGGUCUUGCCACCGGAAGUUUCCAGAACAUCCUGAGCGAGUGGUCUGACGGCAGUGUGUGCACCGCCCUCUUGAACCGGCACCCAGCAGCCCCGGCUCUGCAGUUCGUGUGUGAGAGCGUACUGCAUGGCUGGUGCAGGCAGGCUCAGUGGAUGGAGGAGGCUCUGGGGGAGCUGAUGGGCUCCCUAGGGCCACAGCUACAGCGGCUGAGCCUCCAGGCCAGGGGCCGAGCUCUGGGUAAUUUUUUGUGGGAGAGAAUUCGCCUUGAGGAGCUUUGUGUGUCCAAAGAUGUAAGCGAGGCUCUGACUGAGGGACUCACAGCGCUCACAAGACAGGAAGAGACCAGACCUUUGGAGUUUCUUGCCAUGUUCCUGAAAAGAUGGCAUGAGGAGCAGGAGGGAGAAGAGAGUAGCGGGGAGGAAAAGAGGAGAAACAAAGAAGCAGAUGAUUUCUCCUUAACACCACAUAGCUUGCAGCUUGAGCUACCACAGACAGCGUUAGAUUGGAGAGGUGCAGCUGCCAGAGAGCUCCUCCACAGCGAGUGUCUCUAUCUGGGGAGACUGAGCGCUGUGCUGAAGGUGUACAAGGAGCCUCUUACUGCAGCUCUCAACUCCAACAGAGCCAUUCUCAGCCACGCUGACAUCCACAUUGUCCUCAGCCCUGUCAAACAAAUACUGGAGCUCAACAGAGUGUUUCAGGUAGAUUUACAGACCAGGCUGCAGCAGUGGGGUGCAGAGCAGUGUGUUGGAGAUGUGUUUGUAAAACUGUGCUCAAAACUCAGAGUCUACAGCAACUACCUCAACAACUACACCACCGCCCUCCGUACCAUAGACAAGUGCAGUGAGACCAAGCCUCCAUUUCGGGCUUUCCUGAAGAGAGCUGACAGAACUCUUGCAACACACAUGCUGAGCCUGCAGGAGCUGCUGCUGUGUCCAGCGUGGAGAAUACAGGAGUAUGUGACUCUGCUUCAAGCUCUGUCUUUACACACACACCCCAGUCAUCCCGACCACACACACCUGUCCUCUGCCCUCAACACCCUGCUGAGAUUCAGGGAAUUUGUACAAAAGUUGAAGCGUAACUCAGAGAGAGACAGGCUGAUGGAGGAGACGCAGCAGAUGAUUCAAGGCUGUCCAAACCUCAGCGAAGGGAACAGGCAGCUGAUAACAACUCAGGAUGCUGCUUUGCUCAGGAGCCCUGAUGAACAGAUACCAGACUCACUCAGGACCUUUGAGCAUGUGUCUGAUGUGGGCCUGUUCCUGUUCAACGACGCUUUGGUGUUGACGUGGCGAAAUGUGCAUCACACACCUUUCACGCUGGCUCACCAGAGCACACACACAUUCCUGGCCUCUGUGGCCCUCACCAGCCUGGCUGUCAGAGAGAUCGCACAUUCACGCUAUGUGUGUCAUGCCUUUGUCCUGGAGGGUCCUUGUCGUUCCUGGGUUUGUGCCACAGAAAGAGGUGAGGAGAGAGAGCACUUCCUGUCUGUGCUGCGUUCGGCCAUAAACUCUGCUCUGACAGAACAUCAGUGAAGACACCGUGACAACACACCAGCAAGACAAGAGGAGGUUUGGACACCACUGUUGGCCCUUUUUUACAUGAAAAAGUUUUUUGUUUGUUCAUUUUUAAGUCAGGAAGUGUCUCACUUCUACAUUAAAAGUGUUUACAGAGGUAAUCCUUUAGUCACAAUAAUUACCUAAAAAUAACAUACAGUAAUUUUUUUCUUCAAGCUUCUAACCCAAAAUCAGUUUUCUACUUGCCCUUGUACAAAUUACUUUAUUCAUUUGCAGUUACGAAAUACAACAAAGACAACAAAGACAUGCCUUUGAACAAUGACCCUGUUUUAUCCACCUUGCUUUUUCAAAAUUGUGGCAAACUGGACAAUACAAAGUUGGAAUUUUACCCACAUCCUCUAAGGUCACCAAACUAAACUCCUGUUUCCAGGAGAACUGAAAUCCUCACUUGUGCCUCAGCUCAUAAAGUUUGUCUUUAACCGCUGCCAUUUUGCUGUGAACGCCCCAUCAGUACUGCGCAACUGCAACUUCCACCAACGAUGCAAUGUGACAUACUUUAUUGUCCCUGUAGGAAAAUUCAUCUUGAACCCUGGAGCUACACAAGUAUUGCUGCCUUACAAUAACAGUCCAGAAGAAAUGGCCUACAUGACAUUUAACUUACCCCAGAUAUUAAUGCAAUCCUUAGUUGAGCCCUGCAUUACAUCAACCACAAUCUUUGUUACUGUAAAUUUCAACACAUACAUCUUCACAACUUCCGAAAACCAAGUGUCAACUCAGCAUCAACUGGACAUGUUUAACCCCCGCCACAGAUUGUAAAACAAAAACAUAUUUUGAUAUACAUGAUAUUUGAACAAAAUACUGUUGAAUAAAGAGCUAAAUAAAUCACAAUGAAUUAAAAUCUAGUCAUUAUUCUGUACUCUUGCACUGUAAACCUGUUGUAGUUUAAGUUAAAAAACUUUUAGUUUUACUAACUUUUUUUUUUAUGAAUAGUUUUGCAGUAUAUUUCCAUAUGAAUCGCAGUGGAUAUUAGAAAGUGAUUUGUGUUCUGUUUGCUGGUUCUGUUCUGUUCUGUCCUGUCUUGUCUUUUGUGUGGAGUAACUGUGUGUUAAGCACUCUCUGUGUACCUGCUGUGCACUGAGAAUAUUGUGGGAUUUAUUUCUAUUGUAAUAAUACAUCCCCAUGAAAACAUAUUGCCUUCUGCUAAAUAUGUUCUGGAGCUGACCCUGUAAAAUUACAAGUGAAUUUUGCUUCUCUGCAUUCAUUCCUUUGACAUUAAACCAGUAGCAUUAGCUAAAAAAUCCCAGCAUUACAAGUAGCAUUCCUCUUUGACAAUCAGCCCUUUAAAUGUCAGCUUUAAAUAUAAUAUCUCAAAAAGUAAUCGCCGUUUGUGUUUCCAAACAAAUAUCAUAUCAUAUUCAUUGUUGUUCCUUGUUAUAUCUCCAAUUAUUGGCAUGCAUGCAUGUUUAUUCCAAGUUUUCAGUGUUAAUAAAUCUUCUG
This is a messenger RNA of Epinephelus moara (kelp grouper), 5478 nucleotides long. RefSeq names its product epithelial cell-transforming sequence 2 oncogene-like. Gene Ontology annotation, molecular function: guanyl-nucleotide exchange factor activity; protein binding. Bases 1060 to 3999 code for a protein of 979 amino acids. The record is from RefSeq and is a predicted model, not a curated record. NCBI's taxonomy places the organism in Eukaryota, Metazoa, Chordata, Actinopteri, Perciformes, Serranidae. The transcript is spliced from 21 exons.